UUUUCUUUUUAUUUUAAAAUUAUUUAGCUUCAUUUAUGUUUACCGUUGCUUUGUUCAAUCAGAUGGGUCAAAGUCUCUGAUCAACUUGUUUGAUUUGGUUGCAGGAUCUUAAAAGAUAUUGUUUUGGUUGUCUGGAAAACAAAUCAGAGCAAAAAUGUUUAAGCGAGUGUUUGGGAAGGCAAAGCAGGAACCCAAUGCCCUGCCAACUAUACACAAAUUAAACGAUACACUUGAGAUGCUCGAGAAAAAGGAGAAACUUCUUGUAAAGAAGGCCGCUGCGGAGGUUGAGAAGGCUAAACAAUUUACUCAAGCACGAAACCGAACUGCGGCAAUAAAAUGUUUAAAGAGGAAAAGGCUUUACGAACAACAAAUUGAGCAGCUCGGAAAUUUCCAAUUGCGCAUUCAUGAUCAGAUGAUAAUGCUGGAAGGUGCAAACGCUACAACGGAAACUGUUGAUGCAUUGAGAAGUGGAACAUCUGUGAUGAAGGCCAUGAACAAAGCCACGAAAAUUGAUGAUUUGGAGAAAACAAUGGAUGAGAUCAAUGACCAAACUGAAAGCAUGAAGCAGAUUCAGGAGGCUUUGUCAGCGCCUAUUGGUGCAGCAGCUGAUUUUGAUGAAGAUGAAUUGGAAGCAGAGCUUGAAGAACUGGAAGGAGCUGAAUUGGAGGAGGAGCUUUUCCAGCCAGCCACAACUGCCCCCGCAGCUGCAGUACCCGUAAAUGCCCCGGUAGGCAGGCAACCAGCCCAACCAGCUCCGCAGAGGAACAACCGUGAGGAGGAUGAGCUUGCUGCAUUACAGGCAGAGAUGGCACUUUAAGAGGUUACUUACAUGUAUCAGUUGUUAACAUAUAGAAGAAGAAAAUUAAUAAAACUUGAAUUAUGGAGGAUGAUGCGAAUCUCUCGGACUCUCCAGACUGACUUGUGACUUUUAAUACUGCAUUUGAUGGUCUGUAUGUAUACAAAAUAAUAAGUUGGUAAAACUGUUUUUAGUACUUUGUAAUAUAAUGGGUCAAAUAUUAGGCUUCUUUGUACAACUAAUACUGGGAACUUAUAGUCGUUUUUUUUCUUCUUCCAUCAUUAUCGAAAUCUUAUUAUGAUUUUAC
Prunus mume (Japanese apricot) is the source of this 1103-nucleotide messenger RNA. NCBI's taxonomy places the organism in Eukaryota, Viridiplantae, Streptophyta, Magnoliopsida, Rosales, Rosaceae. The record is from RefSeq and is a predicted model, not a curated record.